This is a messenger RNA of Entrophospora sp. SA101, 2163 nucleotides long. The record is from the annotation of a GenBank genome assembly. NCBI's taxonomy places the organism in Eukaryota, Fungi, Glomeromycota, Glomeromycetes, Entrophosporales, Entrophosporaceae.
AUGAGUUAUAAUCCAUAUCGAAAUUCGAAUAAUGUUAAUGGUAGUGGAAGCACCAUUUCUGCUGGAAGUAACGAUAGACUAUAUAACUUCCAAAACGAAGAAAGAAACUCUCCUGUAACCAAUAAUGAAAAUACACCUUACAAUUCACGUGCUCUCGAUUCAGAAAGUGCCGUCACUGGUUCAAAGUUGGCUUUUUCAACUGUUAGCCUAACAAAUCUUACUGAAGAUAGUUUCCUUAUGAAAGUAUCUGGUGAAGUUACAAAUACCGGCCCAUUGGCUGCUACUAUUGAAGUUCCUGGUGGCGUAUCAGUAUCUUGGGAAAAUCUUCUGAUUGGUAAUAUGCCACUUGAUACCAUUUCAGCUGCUCCUUUUGUUGGUGCUCGAAUUGAAUCAACUCAAACUUUUAAAAUAUCAAAUAAGACUGCAUUCAGUCAAUUCAAUAAAUUCAUGUUGACUGAAAAAGAAUUCACAUGGCAUUUGGAAGGUGUUGCAUCCGUAAAGGCAGCCGGCUUGAAUCUUCAAAAUAUUAUUUUGUCCAAAGAUAUAACCAUGGGUGAUCCUCAGGGCGGUAUUGUUGUUCAAAUAGUUUCUACCAUGGGAAAUCCUUCUCCUAUUAGUGUUCAAUUAGGCGACCUUACUUUUGACAUUCAAUAUCUUAAUCAUACGAUCGGAGAAGUUUCUGCUACAAACAUUACCUUACUCCAGGGCGACAAUAAAUUAAAUUUGAACGGUAGACUUAUUCCUCAGAAUACCACUGGUUCAUUAGCUGCUGUUAGCGAUUUGUUUUCAAAAUUCAUUGCCGGUCAAAAUGCCACUACCGAUGUUGUUGCAAAAUUGGUAAAGCCUGAUAACAACACAGAACCUGUUUCUUGGUUACAAUCCGCAUUUUUGGGUACAAGGUUGUCCGUAGUAUUAGCUGGACCACAAAAUCUCUCAGUUAUUACUGGUGUCACCAUAAAUACCUUGGAUCUAGACUUUCUUACAGAUAAUCCAUACAUACCAAUGGCUGCUUCACCUUCUUUAACUGCCUCAUUUAGCAUACCUUUUGGUUUCCCGUUGUCGAUGAAAAAAAUUUCUCAAGAUAUUACAAUGUUUGAUGGCGCUACUAAUCUAGCCAAACUCUCAACUCCUUACACUGAUGCAUCAGGCGAUACAACAACAGGGAUAAUCAAAUCAAGUUUUGCUCCUACUCCAUUCCAAGUAACAAGUGGCUCUGAAAAUGCUUUUGAUAAUUUUAGUAAGAAAUUGACCACAGACCCGAAAGUUGAUUUGGUAAUGAAAGGUGUCGCGAAUUCAAUUGCAAGUACCCCUGUGGGCGAUGUAGAAAUUAAAGGGAUCAAAUUUUCUGUCAAUUCAUCUUUAGAUGGGCUUCAAGGUCUCAAAACAAAGACAGCUUUAGUCAAUUCAUUGAAAGUUGUAGGUGGUACCACUGACAUGAUGUUGAUUGACCUUUCAGUCACACUAUUUAAUCCAUCAAAUGUAAAAAUCAACAUGGGUGAUAUUAAUUUCGAUUUGUAUUUUAAGGAGAAACAACUUGGAAAAGUUCUUAUGAAAAAUUAUGUUUUAGACCGUGGUGAAAACACCGGAAAUGUUGUUGCACAAUUUGCACCAAAAACUGACGAUGCAUUGAAAGUUGGUAGAGACUUAUUAAACAAUUUUAUGGCCGGUAAACCGAAUGAUUUAGGAAUAAAAGGUACUUUGGAAUCAACAAAAAUCUCGUCAUUGAAAAAAGCAUUGGCUAGUCUUGAACUUGAAACUUCCAUGCCUGGAUUAAAAUCGGAUAAAAAUGUCAUACUUAAAGCUAGAUUUGCCAUUGGUCUUAACACAAUAUUUGAUUCGAAAGGUACUGCCUCGAUAGAUGCAUUCAAUCCAUUAGACACCACUAUCAAAUUUUUAAAGAUCCAAUCAACAAUCACAUCGGAGGGCAAUUUGAUUGGAACUAUCGAUGAAGAUUUAACAAGUGCUCCUGUGGUCAUUAAGCCAAAACAAUCCGUCACCACAAAAGAUUUUGAAUUGAAGUUGAAAAUUACUCCCGCUGCUUUGAAAAGCUUGUUUGAAUCGAUUAAAGGUGACUUGUUUACCGAUAUUUCUUCAACUAUAUUGGUUGCUAUUGGUGAUUAUCAGACUACAAUUGAUUAUGGUGGAGAUGGCGGGCCUAUAUAA